Molecule: messenger RNA, 648 nt
Organism: Striga hermonthica
Lineage: Eukaryota; Viridiplantae; Streptophyta; Magnoliopsida; Lamiales; Orobanchaceae
Source: the annotation of a GenBank genome assembly
AUGACGGUGGAGAAUGCUCUGAAAGUGCUGGGCGUGUCGGAGGGCGCGUCCUUCGAUGAUAUUCUCCGAGCUAAGAAUUCAACCAUCGCCGCUUGUAAAGAUGACCAGCAAGCGAUUUCUCGGGUAGAAGCUGCAUAUGAUAUGCUCUUAAUGCAGAGCUUAUCCCAACGUAGGUCAGGGAAAGUUGUGAAUAGUAGCAUACGUUAUGCUGAUGUUAAACCUGUAAAUCCUCCAAAAAUUGGAACAAUGCCCAAAUGGCUCAAGAACUCGCCUGUCUUAGUUGAGACACCAUCCACUAGCGAGAUAGGAGUGCAUGCUGGGGUUUAUGGUGCUCUAAUGGUGCUAACGUAUGUAAAUGGAGCUUCAUCGUCUUCUGCAGUAUCUUAUACUGGAGCUGAUGUACCUGGGCUCAUUUUAGCCACUGGCUUUGGGGCAUCUUUAUACUUGAUGACCAAGAAAAACGUCAAUUUAGGGAAAGCAACUGUGAUAACGAUUGGAGGGCUCGUGGCUGGUGCAGUGGUUGGCUCAGCAGUGGAAAACUGGCUCCAGGUUGAUAUUGUCCCAUUUAUGGGAGUACACUCUCCGGCUACUGUUGUGAGCGAAUUUAUACUUUUCUCGCAAUUAUUGAUCUCCUUGUACUUGAGAUAG